UUCCAGAUGAAGCCGUGGUAAUUUUUAAGCGAACAACAAUAUCUCUUAUCAGCUGCUGUUCGCGAGAGAUGCAAAUACAAACGGCGAUAAGCAGAUAGUGGCGAGUCGGAGGUCGCGCAAAGUUACACGCUACCGAGAUGUUGAGAGAUUCGAAGAUAUAACUUGAAGGAGAUGCUUGCGACUUUUAUUCAGACACUGAAAAUUUUAAUUUUCAUUAUAUUUAUAUCUGGCACAAAUAUCCCCCUGCGAGGUCGUUACACCGCCGUGUUUCCGUGUCAAUCGUAAAGAUUAAGGACAGAACUUUUGGAUAUAUAUAAAGACGCAUGUGCCGAAUUAUUUUUGGUCUUCGUUUCGCAAUAUAAAACUAUAAAAUUCAAUACCGUUUUAAUUGGGAAUUAACAAACAGAUUGAACAGGGAAGGAGACCGAGGAGUAAUUCGGCGCGUACGUCAAACUUGCUUCAAACAACAAGAUUCUUGUGUGAAUCAUUGGCGGUCACGCCAAAGAAAUGCGAUUAGGCUCUUGCAGAGCGUAAGUUUAGACCUCUUUAGUUUAGAUUGAAAACAAGACGGAAGGAAAAUGCGAUACAUUGAAUUACGUUAACAACAAGUCACGCUGAAACCAAUCACGCUCGAGAAAGUCUGCAAAAACGCUUCGCUUCGCCCGCGAAACGCCCAUAUGGCGCCGAUGAAUGACGCGACGACGUUCUAUUAUGGAUAAGACGGUAUUUGCGAUCGCGUCACGGAUCUGUCCAUCUCGCGUGUGUCGAUACGGACGUGCGCCGGGAAUUUAUCCGUUUUCCGAUCGCUUUCUGUAGGUUUCGCCAGGAUCGGCGGCUGCCACGUACGCCGUCGUCGCGGCGACGGCGACGGCAACGGCGACGGCGGCGUCCGAUGCCUCCUCGGUCGGCGAAGGAAAUUGCCGCGACCCAAUACUAAUCGAUAAUGGAAUUACUGGUUACGGUCGGAGCUCCCCCUGGGGAUGAUAGUAAUUCAAUUGCUCCGAUGUGUCCUCUGGACGUUUUGACAGGACGGAUGUCCUAACAAGGACAUCGCCUCGGGAUAUCUCCGCCUGUGUUUCUCUGUGUAGCCAUCGACGUAUACGUGUCGUAUGGGGUUACGUUGCGUUGUGGAAAAACGACGGGCCGUAGUAGACGCAGCCGCGGUCGAUGGUUAAAUAUACGACGCGGAGGAGGAGGAGGAUCGUUGUUAACGUCAGAUCGCAAAUAUGAAACUGAAGACGGUCAAUCGUCGCGGGAUACGCCAGGCUCGGUCAUCGACGAUUAUACUGGAAAAUGUUGUAUCCUCGAUUAAAUUCAAAUUGCAUUUCCCAUUGAACGUAGAACGAAUAAUGCAUUUCUCAUCGGCUAUUCUCUCUAUUCUCCCUCUAACCCAUUCGUCUCCGUGAAUUAAUGGAUAAAUACUGUGUAUGCGGCGUAGGUACAAAAGUUACGAAGUUGCAAAUUAAAUUCAACUCGGAGGAAUUGCAGUUGUCGACGGACACGGUUAAAUCAUUAAGGCCGAAUUGGAUUGAUUUUCAAGGACCGAAGUUUCUCUCUCCUGCGCGUUAAAAGGAAACUACGGCAUCUCUCUGUCUCUCUCUCUCUCUCUCUCUCUCUCUCUCUCUCUCUCUCUUGAGCGCGGGCGCAGACUAUCGCCAGGAAUCGAUUUUCCGUCCGGCCUGGUGUAUCUUGCUAAGGACAUAAGAAGGAAAAUUAAUGUGGAAAACUAAUAACCUCGGAACGUUUCCCGCAGAGAUUCCCGUACGCGUCCUUCCCACUCGUAGAUGGAAAUUACAAGGACGCUCGCGCAAUAAGGGAGCCACCCAGCUUGGCGAUCGCGACAUUAUGGAUGUAUAGGCCAAUUUCGGAAACCUCGCAAAACACCACGUCCCCAGACACCGUCCAAUGCGGGGGCUGUAGGGCGUCCUACCCCCUCGGCGAGAUUGUCCGGUUCAUCGAGCACAAGGUCAACCAUUGUCGGAGCACCCUCCAGGGCUGCCACAGUCCACCGGCGACGGCUGCGCCGGAGGACUCUGACCCAGAGGACGCCCUCGCCCUGAAGACCGAUCCGGACUCGAAAUUGAACUCGGUACCCAGUAUUUCCGCACCGAUCAACAAGAGGAGCGGUCGACUGGAGAGCCCGCCGACGCCGCAAGGUCCGGGACCGGACGCCGGGAGUCCGAUCGACCUUAAAGCGAGCGCCAGCUCGACGCCAAAGAGACGGACAGAAGCUCCGGAUGAGGACAAGGAAGACCUGCCGAAGAAGCAAAAGACCGAGUCCGUAGACGCCGACACGAACACAGUCAAUUCCGAGCCAAGGUGGCUGCAGUGCUCUCAGUGCUCCCGGCGACUGUGCUCAGCGUGGGAGCUCCUUCAGCAUGUACAGAGCAUGCAUGGCGCUCGUCUCUACUGUUCCUCUUCCUCGUCGACGAACUCCUCGUCAAACACCCCGGCACCGAGUCCACCGACGCCUACGCCGACGCACGCACAUCACCUCAGCCCGCCGAAUCAUCUGAACCUGAGCGGCAAGUCCACCGGAAGCUCCUCUGCAGCGAACUCGUCGGGUGGCACCAACACCAGCGGAAGUAGCGGCAGUCGACAACAGCUACAGACCUCGGCUUCUCUGGUGGGCGAUCCUCUCCAUAGUUUCCUGAGGCUACCCCAACACCUGGAACGAAGUUUCCCACCUAUGUUCAGGCCGGACUUCCUUACCCUGAAUCCCCUGGCGGGUUACAGGGGUCUUCAAGAGCUACAGACAGCCACGCGAAACCUGCAGAAUCUGGGGGACCCACUUCGCGGCAUGGACGGCUUGAAUCUAGGAGAUCCGCUGGUGCGCAGCUCGCUGGACUCUUUGAACAACGCCCGGAACCUGGCAAAUUUGGCCGAGCUUUCGCACGGUCGCGGUCUCGCUGGUCAGGCACACCCACCACCACUCGAAGCGAACCUGGAUUUUUACUCGGCGCGCCUAAGGAGCCUCGCUAAUCCGUCCUUAGGCGCGGCUCCACCUACUAGCGGUAAUCCUACCACGAAUCCCCCUCCUCCGCCGCCGGUACCGCCGGUUCCGGUUGUCAACACUGUUCAGCAGCAACAGCAACAACAGCAGCAGCAACAGCAACAACCACCGCCGCCGCCGGCGCCGCAACAACAGCCGCAGCCACAGUCGCAACAACAACAAUCACAGUCUCAUUCUCAGUCGGUGGAACCUCCUAGCCCAGCCACGACUAAUCCUACGAAUCUAACUCACGGUAAUCAUCAGAAGGAGAACUCGCCACCAUGUUACAGCCAGAGCCCGGUGGGUCAUCAUAACAACAACAACUCGACGGACAGUGAAAAAACUAGUCCACCAGUGGCCUCUACGCCGAUCAUUACUGAUUCCUCGUCGGAAACGGUGUAUACGUGCGAGGUAUGCGACAAGAAGUUUCGAUUCCAGUCGAAUUUAAUCGUUCAUCGUCGGAGUCAUCGGGAUAAGGAGAGACAGUAUCAGCAGCAGCAGCAACAACAACAGCAGCAGCAGCAGCAACAACAGCAGCAGCAACAGCAGGAAGGCAUGCAAGACAGCCAAAGCACACCGGCAAGGUGCGAGGUGUGUGAAAUUGAAGUGGCUAGCUUCGCCGAAUUGAGGAAGCACAUGAGAAAGGAACACCAAGAUCAUUUGAAUUCAGCUGCAAGUCCACAAGGCAGCGUUGAGACCGUACCGGAUGACGGAUCCAGCUGCGACGAGAAUAUGGACCUGGAUGAAAUCGAGGAGAACGAACAGAAGAACGAACGAGAGGACGCGGAGGAAAAUACACCGGAGGACCUGAGCACCACUCAAGGGCAAAGCGGUGAGGAGAGCGGUGGUCGGGUUGAGAAACCGGCCAGUCUGGUGGGUGAUCUCAUGGAGAAGUUCGGAUUGAGCAAUAUCGCUCAGUACUCGGAAGCUUAUCGACAAGCCCUGCAAGAGAACCAUCGUAGUGGGUUUCUGAAAACUGACUCGCCGUGCAAUCUCACCAAUUCUCUGAACAACAACAAGGAGAAGGAGAGCGCGCUCUCGCCUACGAAUUUCAACUCCUCCACGACACCGAACAUCUUUUCCGGUCAGGGAUUUCCUAGGUCCUCUGGACCGGACUUUGGCGGUCUCUGGCUACCUAGUCCGCAUUAUCUAGAGAACAACGAGUUCCGUAAGGCGUCCAAGGCUACGACGUCGAGUCUGGCACUUCAGGGCCUACCGAGUCCGCUGCUGAAAAAAGAGCGAAGCGGUCGGAAUGACACCUGCGAGUACUGUGGCAAGGUCUUCAAGAACUGCUCGAACCUGACGGUGCACAGGCGAUCGCACACCGGCGAGAAGCCAUACAAAUGCGAGCUCUGCUCAUACGCGUGCGCUCAAAGCUCGAAGCUAACCAGGCACAUGAAGACUCAUGGUCGACACGGUAAGGAUACGUACAAGUGUCGCUUUUGCGAAAUGCCAUUUUCGGUGCCGAGCACGCUGGAGAAGCACAUGAGGAAGUGCGUGGUGGUGGUACAGCAGGGCCCUAAGCUAGACAUUCCGUAUCCAGUGAUCAAAGACGAGGACUCCUCGCUCAGCAGCAAGGAUACUUGAUCCUGGAACGGAAGCCUACCGCCGAUCCCGCCGCUGUGGCCGCACAGGCCGCCUUACCCAGUGUACUAAAGACGGGGAUCUUCCUCCUCAGGGACCUCGAGAACAAGGGAGAUCUCUGAGACAAACAACUGUAAGUCGCGCGAGGCCGGACUGAUCUCGCCAGGGACGUGUGCACUCCGACAGCGCGACUUCAGCAGGAUCUUUCGACGCGAAAUGUCCGAGGUCACCUCUCGGGAUUAGGAGAGGUGGUAGGUCGAUACGCGAUCUCGAGACGUCCGACCCAAGGGCCUGGAAACGGCCCGGAGGUUCGACGAGUUUGAAGGAGCAACGAGAGACGGAAGACCCAGUUGAACGAGUUGGUCUUUCGUCUCGUUCGAGAGAGAAAUGAUCCUCGUACGCUCGCGAAGACUGAACGAAACGCGCGAAGACGACGUUCAGGCGACUUGAGGAUAAAGUAUGAAGAGAGAAAGAGAGAAAGAGAAA
Molecule: messenger RNA, 5062 nt
Organism: Odontomachus brunneus
Lineage: Eukaryota; Metazoa; Arthropoda; Insecta; Hymenoptera; Formicidae
Gene: Cph
Product: B-cell lymphoma/leukemia 11A
Exons: 3
Coding region: 1850-4579 (909 amino acids)
Biological process (GO): regulation of transcription by RNA polymerase II
Cellular component (GO): nucleus
Molecular function (GO): RNA polymerase II cis-regulatory region sequence-specific DNA binding; DNA-binding transcription factor activity
Source: RefSeq, a predicted model, not a curated record